AUGGAAAAUCGUAGCAAUAGUAAGAUUUCCGAACCCCGGUUCGAACGCCAGGAGGUGCAUGUAACUGAUAAGGAAUACAAUGAUGUGCCGCCAGAAUUUGAAAAUGUGAAAUAUGGCCAGAAUGCGCACCAGGAAGUUAUGCCUGUUGACUCUGAUGGCGAGAAACAGAAGCUUCGUCCUUCUUUGAACAUGCACGGUUUGCCUGACAAGUUACAUGUUUCUAAAUGGCUUGUCAUUCGUCAAUCCGAACUUUUGGCAGCUGAAUACGAUUGGUGGCCUUUUAGAAUUCUACUAUUAUUCUGUGCGUUUAUUUGCGGUUAUGGUUACGGAUUAGACAGUAACAUUAGAUUUAUCUACACUUCAUAUGUGACGAAUUCUUUCAGCGAACACUCUUUACUCUCUACGGUCAAUGUUAUCAAUGCUGUUAUUUCGGCGGCUUCUCAGAUCGUGUAUGCAAGAUUGGCAGAUGUGUUUGGUAGAUUGACUUUGUUCAUCACCGCAGUUGUUUUUUACUCCAUGGGUACCGUGAUCCAGUCUCAAUCCUAUAACAUUGAAACGUAUGCUGCUGGUAGCAUUUUCUACAAUCUAGGUUAUGUUGGUGUUGUUCUGGUGUUAUUACUGAUUUUAUCGGAUUUUUCCUCAUUGAAAUGGAGAUUGUUCUACCAAUUUGCUCCAACUUGGCCAUUUAUCAUUAAUACUUGGAUUUCUGGUAACAUUACUUCGAGGGCUAACCCUCAAGAGAAUUGGUCUUGGGAUAUUGGAAUGUGGGCCUUUAUCUUCCCAUUAUCAUGUGUUCCAUUAAUCUGUUGUAUGCUUCACAUGUGGUGGAAAGCCAGAAGAACAGAAGAAUGGAAGAUUCUUAAUGAGGAGAAAACUUAUUUCAAGACUCAUGGUUUGGUUAGCUUCAUUAAGGAAUUAUUUUGGAAAUUGGACACUAUUGGUACCUUUAUUAUGACAGUAUCAUUGGGUUGUAUAUUAGUUCCAUUAACACUGGCUGGUGGUACCAGUUCAAAAUGGGAUGAUUCUCAAAUCAUUGGUCCUCUAGUUCUUGGUGUUGUUCUAUUGCCAAUGUUAAUAGUUUAUGAAUUAAAAUGGGCGAGGGAACCAAUCUUACCCUGGAAGUUGAUUAAAGACAGAGCUGUUUGGGCAUCGAUGAGUAUUUCAUUUUUGUAUGAUUUCAUCUUUUACAUGGCCUACGAUUACUUGUAUACCGUUAUGAUUGUUGCUGUUGACGAGUCAGUUAAAUCAGCCACCAGAAUUUCUUCAUUGAGUGCUUUCGUUUCAACAGUAUUUUCUCCAUUUUUCGCACUUUAUAUCACUAGAGUUACAAGGCUUAAACCCUACAUAAUUGCUGGAUGUGGUCUUUGGAUGGUAGCAAUGGGUCUAUUGUACCAUUUCAGAGGUGGUAAAAGUUCUCAUAGUGGUAUUAUUGGUGGUCUAUGCGUUUGGGGUGUGGGUACUACAAUGUUCACCUACCCAGUUAACGUUUCUGUUCAAUCUGCUACUUCUCAUGAAAAUAUGGCUACGGUUACUUCUCUUAAUUAUACAUUAUACCGCAUUGGAUCUGCCGUUGGAAUUGCUGUCUCCGGUUGUAUUUGGACCCAAAAUUUAUAUCAUGAAAUCUUCAAGAGGGUUAAGGAUGCUAAGAUUGCUUCAUAUGCAUAUGAGCAACCAUAUAAUUUUAUCGCUGAAUAUACAUGGGGUACUCCAAUAAGGCAACAGGUUGUAGAAGCCUAUAUGCAUGUGCAAAAAUUGGAAACCUUAGUCGGUUUAGUGUUCUGUGCACCAUUGUUGCUCUUUUCCUUAUGCUUGAGGGAUCCAGAAUUGACAGAUGAAAUAGCUCACAACGAUUUAGGUGAAGGUGAAUACAUUGCUCGUGACAAAGAUUAUAUCUUUGACUGGAUUGAAGACAAGUGUAGAAAAUUCGUUCCAGGACUCCAUCCUAAAGGUCGUCAUCCUUCAUUUGCUAGUCAGGAAGCUCAGGAAGAAACACGCUCUAUUGAAGAGGGACAAGUCCCCGAUGAUUCAAGUGAUGUCGUAAUGGAAAGCGGUGAGUCUAAUUUCAAGAAGCUUCAAGGGGAAUUCCACUCGAGAAGAGUUAGCUCCCACGAACAAAAUAUUUGA
Zygosaccharomyces rouxii is the source of this 2124-nucleotide messenger RNA. It is a transcript of the gene ARN1, whose product is annotated as siderophore transporter. The coding region runs from base 1 to 2124 and encodes 707 amino acids. The transcript has a single exon. Gene Ontology annotation, cellular component: endosome; vacuolar membrane. Gene Ontology annotation, biological process: intracellular iron ion homeostasis; transmembrane transport. Gene Ontology annotation, molecular function: siderophore-iron transmembrane transporter activity. NCBI's taxonomy places the organism in Eukaryota, Fungi, Ascomycota, Saccharomycetes, Saccharomycetales, Saccharomycetaceae. The record is from RefSeq and is a predicted model, not a curated record.